Malus domestica (apple) is the source of this 3174-nucleotide messenger RNA. It is a transcript of the gene SPS, whose product is annotated as probable sucrose-phosphate synthase 1. Gene Ontology annotation, molecular function: sucrose synthase activity; sucrose-phosphate synthase activity. The record is from RefSeq and is marked provisional. NCBI's taxonomy places the organism in Eukaryota, Viridiplantae, Streptophyta, Magnoliopsida, Rosales, Rosaceae. Gene Ontology annotation, biological process: sucrose metabolic process.
AUGGCGGGAAACGACUGGGUGAACAGUUACUUGGAGGCGAUCCUUGACGUCGGUCCGGGCCUUGACGACGCCAAAUCGUCGCUUCUCCUCCGUGAACGCGGCCGUUUCAGUCCGACUCGUUACUUCGUCGAAGAGGUGAUCACUCGCUACGAUGAGACCGAUCUCCACCGCUCCUGGGUUCGGGCUGCGGCGACGGCGAGGAGUCCGGAGGAGAGGAAUACCAGGUUGGAGAAUAUGUGCUGGCGGAUUUGGAAUUUGGCUCGCAAAAAGAAGCAGAUUGAGGGAGAAGAAGCUCAGCGUAUGGCCAGACAUCGUCUUGAAAGGGAACGAGGCAGGAGAGAAGCGACUGAGGAUAUGUCAGAAGACUUGUCUGAGGGAGAGAAAGGAGACACGGUCGGUGACAUUUCAGCUCAUGGUGGUGAUAGCACUAGAGGAGGAAGAAUGAAAAGAAUCAAUUCUACUGAUGCAGUGGAGAACUGGACUAGUCAACAAAAAGAACAGAAAUUCUACAUGGUGUUAAUAAGCCUUCAUGGCCUGAUCCGUGGCGAGAACAUGGAGCUUGGUCGUGAUUCUGAUACUGGUGGCCAGGUCAAGUAUGUAGUAGAACUUGCCAGGGCCUUAGGUUCAAUGCCUGGAGUUUAUCGGGUUGAUUUGCUAACAAGACAAGUGGCAGCUCCAGAUGUGGAUUGGAGUUAUGGGGAACCAACUGAAAUGCUGAAUCCAUUAAACACUGAGAAUUCAAAGGAGGAGCUUGGGGAGAGUAGUGGAGCUUAUAUAGUCCGGAUACCAUUUGGCCCAAGGGAUAAAUAUGUUCCAAAAGAACUCCUUUGGCCUCACAUACCUGAGUUUGUUGAUGGUGCACUUACCCACAUUCUACAGAUGUCUAAAGCUCUGGGAGAGCAAAUUGGAGGUGGGCAACCAGUUUGGCCCGUUGCAAUUCAUGGACAUUAUGCAGAUGCAGGUGAUUCUGCUGCUCUUUUAUCUGGUGCCUUGAAUGUCCCAAUGGUAUUUACUGGUCACUCACUUGGACGAGAUAAGCUUGAACAACUUUUGAAACAAGGACGUCAAUCAAGAGAAGAAAUAAAUACAACGUACAAAAUAAUGAGACGGAUAGAAGCAGAGGAGUUAACCCUAGAUGCCUCUGAGAUUGUUAUCACAAGCACUAGACAGGAGAUAGAAUCACAAUGGCGCUUGUAUGAUGGCUUUGAUCCAAUACUAGAACGCAAACUAAGAGCAAGAAUCAAAAGGGGUGUAAGCUGUUACGGCAGGUUUAUGCCUCGCAUGGUUGUAAUACCUCCAGGAAUGGAGUUUCAUCAUAUCAUUCCACAUGAUGGCGACGGGGAUGGUGAAGGGGAAAGACAUGAUGAUAGUUCUACUUCUCCUGACCCUCCAAUUUGGUCGGAGAUCAUGCGUUUCUUUACCAAUCCGCGGAAGCCUAUGAUACUUGCCCUUGCCAGGGCAGACCCUAAAAAGAAUAUUACGACCUUAGUCAAAGCAUUUGGAGAGUGUCGCCCACUGAGGGAACUUGCUAACCUUACAUUGAUAAUGGGAAACCGUGAUGACAUUGAUGAAAUGUCCAGCACAAAUGCAUCUGUGCUUCUUUCCAUUCUUAAGCUGAUUGACAGAUACGAUCUUUACGGUCAUGUGGCAUAUCCGAAACACCACAAGCAGUCUGAUGUUCCUGACAUUUACCGUCUGGCAGCAAAGACAAAGGGUGUUUUCAUCAAUCCAGCUUUCAUCGAGCCAUUUGGACUUACUUUAAUUGAGGCAGCAGCUCAUGGCUUACCUAUUGUUGCCACACAAAAUGGGGGUCCUGUUGAUAUUCAUCGGGUUCUUGACAAUGGUCUACUAGUUGACCCCCAUGAUCAGCAGUCAAUAGCGGAUGCCCUUCUGAAGCUUGUUUCGGACAAGCAACUUUGGGCAAGAUGCAGGCAGAAUGGACUGAAAAACAUUCACCUUUUCUCAUGGCCAGAGCAUUGUAAGACAUACUUAACUCGCAUAACCAGUUGCAAACCAAGGCAGCCACAGUGGCAAAGAAAUGAAGCUGACUUUGACAAUUCACAACCCGAUUCACCUAGUGAUUCUUUGAGGGAUAUACAAGAUAUAUCUUUGAACUUGAAACUCUCACUGGAUGGCGACAAAACUGAAGGGAGUGCUGCUCUUGAUAAUGCUUUAGAGACUGAAGACCAUGCUGCUGGAGGGAAGAUUAAGGAGCAAAAUGCGGUUUUGACAUUGUCAAAAGGUGUUUGUGAAAAGGCUGGUUCCACAGAGAAAGCAGACAACAGUUCUGGGGCUGGUAAAUUUCCAGCAUUCAGGAAAAGGAAGUAUGUUUAUGUAAUUGCUGUGGAUUGUGAUACAACCUCAGAGUUUACUGAAAUCAUUGAGAAGGUUACUGAGGCAACAGAGAAGGACAAAGAUGCAGGACCUAUCGGAUUUAUACUAUCAACAGCAUUGGGCAUAUCUGAGAUACAUACUCUUUUGGUCUCAGGAGGUUUGAGUCCUUCACAGUUUGAUGCUUUUAUCUGUAACAGCGGUGGUGAGCUCUACUAUCCAUCUUCAAGUUCUGAGGAUAGUCCUUCUGGGCUUCCCUUUGUUGUGGACUUAGAUUACCGUUCACACAUUGAAUACCGCUGGGGAGCAGAAGGUUUGAGAAAGACGUUGGUUCGUUGGGUCGCUAAUUUCAACGAAAAGAAAGGAAGCGAAACUGUUACAGAAGAUGUAUCAGCGUCAACUAACCAUUGCUAUGCGUAUAAAGUGAAAGAUCCAGCACUGAUUCCCCCUGUUAAGGAACUCCGGAGACUCAUGAGAAUUCAGGCUCUCCGUUGCCACGUUAUAUAUUCCCAAAAUGGCACCAGGCUAAAUGUUAUCCCUGUGUUGGCUUCUAGAUCACAAGCUCUCAGGUACCUGUAUGUCCGUUGGGGCUUGAACUUGUCAACUGCUGUUGUCUUCGUGGGAGAAAGUGGUGACACGGAUUAUGAAGGCUUGCUUGGUGGGCUACACAAAACUGUGAUACUGAAGGGAGUUAGCAGUGGCGCUCGUAAGCUUCAUGCCAACAGAAACUAUCCUUUAGAACAUAUCUUUCCAGACGACAGUCCCAAUAUGGCUCAAAGUGAAGGAUGCUCCCAAAAUGACAUAAGAGCAUCAUUGGUGAAACUAGGGAUUCUUAAGCGGUAG